AGUAGUAAACACACAAUUAAUCACUCACACUCGACAUAACUGUACUGGCAGGGACGCGGCGUCCUAGUUAGCGUGUGCACGGACAGGGGAAAAAAAUAACCACCUACUCCAACAACCAACAUGAAGCUGUCUGUGUUCUGUCUGCUCGUGGCUCUCGUCUGUCAACGAGCGUUCGCAGACUGGGUCCGGCAGCCGUUUUGGUACGACGACGCGCGCAGGGAUAAAGUGGCGAAGGGCACGGUGUGGCCCCAGCCACGGUCCAUACAGACGACACAACAGAGCCUGUCUCUGAACCCGGACAGCUUCAGUUUCAGCACGUCUGACGAUGCGAGCAGUAACGCCAACUGCAAGGAUGUGCUGGACCCCGCUAUUGAAAGGUACCGCGAUCUCCUGUUCUGGAUCCCUGCGGGCGAGAGAGUGAGUGUGAGCGGGGACCGUGUGUUAGGCGGCCUCCGGGUGACCAUCUCUGGCGGAACAUGCUCCGAGUACCCGACUCUGGACUCGGACGAGUCCUACACGCUUGAAGUCCCUGCAAGUGGGGACGCGACACUUCGGGCCCAAACCGCAUGGGGCGCUCUUCGCGGCCUGGAGACCUUCAGUCAGCUCGUGUACGAAGUUGACGGAAAGCACAAGCUGAACGUGACGACCAUCUCAGACGAGCCGAGGUUCCGGCACCGCGGAGUCAUGUUGGACACCGCCAGACACUUCCUCAACGUGCCGUACAUCAAACAGAACCUGGACGCCAUUGCAUAUAACAAGAUGAACGUGUUCCACUGGCACAUCGUGGACGAUCAGUCCUUCCCUUUUCAGAGCGCAACCUACCCGGACCUCAGUGGAAAGGGCGCCUACACCCAGGAUAACGUGUACACGCGACAGGACGUCCUGGACGUGAUUGAGUACGCGCGCAUGCGCGGCAUCCGGGUCAUUCCCGAGUUCGAUUCGCCAGGUCACAUGCAGUCCUGGGGUCAAGGUUACCCAGAACUACUCACAAGCUGUAGCCCCACGAAUGUCCAGGCGGACAUCUACCACCUAGGCCCAGCUAACGUGGCCAGGAACAGCACCUACGACUUCAUGCAGAACCUGUUCACGGAAAUUAGGGACAUCUUCGCGGACGACUAUUUACACCUGGGCGGUGAUGAGGUCCACUUCCAGUGCUGGAUGAGCAAUGCAGAAAUUCAGGACUUCAUGAGGCAACAAGGAUUUCCCAACACAACACAGGGAUUUGCUCAGCUGGAAGGGUACUACAUAAAACGAUUGUUGGACAUCGUGGAAGGCCUUUCUGUGGCACCGAAAAGGUCCCGGGGAAUCGUUUGGCAAGAGAUCUUCGACAACAACAUCCUCAGUGGUGACUUCACGGUUGACCUGGACACUAUAAUCCACGUGUGGCAGUGGAACAACAGUAACUUCCAGGGGAUCCCGUACUGGGACGAGCUGCCGCUGGUAACGGGGGCGGGGUACCAGGCCAUCCUGUCGUCCUGCUGGUACCUCAACUUCAUCAGCUACGGACGGGACUGGCCCGAGUACUACGCGUGCGAUCCCCACAACUUCACCGGAACUCCCCAGCAGAAACAGCUGGUGAUCGGAGGAGAAGCGCCUCUGUGGGCAGAGUGGGUGGACGCCACCAACCACGUCGCCCGGAUGUGGCCCCGUGCCAGUGCGGUAGCAGAGAGGCUGUGGAGCCCGCAGAGUGUGACUGACUCCGCCGCCGCCUCGCCCAGGAUGGAGGAACAGCGGUGCAGGAUGGUCAGACGGGGUAUCCGUGCGCAGCCGCAGGGGCCGAGCUACUGCAAGUACGAGUGGAACCUCGCGGGGCAGGCCGGGAACUACGUCCCAACCGCCUCGGGCGCGCGGGGCAUCACGGGAUAUGCCCAGCAGCUGCUGUUGUCGUUGUUCUCUUGUUUGGUCUUGACCUUUGGCCUUUCGUGAAUGCGACCAUACUGACCGUAGUGAAGUUGUAUCCAGAAUCGUGCUUUAUAUAUCCAAACGCAUGCCGAUGUACUGUUCUGGAUAGUCCACGUGUAUCCAGAACCGUACUUCAUCCAGAACCAUUGUCAAGCACGGUUCUGGAUAGUCCACACGUAUCAAGAAUUGUGCCUGCUGCAAAUUCUACAUACUUGGAUACCUGGAGACUAUCCAGAUCUGUGCUUGAUACCACUCAAACGCAGUAAUGUACGUACUACAUCUUUAAUUCGACUUGAAUGUAAUAUUUGCUUGCCACUGUUUGGUUUUUCUAUUUGCAUUCAACGUAUAGUUUAGAACGUAUGAUAUUUUUUUCUCUAUUCUACAAAAAUUAAUAGGCUUUGAAUCACUGGGGAAUUGAUAUUCGUAAGCCUAGAGCUAGACUGUUUUGGACCUCAAGUGCCUUGGUCGCAAUGUACUUCGGAAAGAAUUCAUCUGUGUGACUGGCAAUUUUGAAAUGAAUUUUUGCAAUAAAAAUCCUCACUUUG
Molecule: messenger RNA, 2447 nt
Organism: Branchiostoma belcheri (Belcher's lancelet)
Lineage: Eukaryota; Metazoa; Chordata; Leptocardii; Amphioxiformes; Branchiostomatidae
Product: beta-hexosaminidase subunit beta-like
Exons: 14
Coding region: 121-1926 (601 amino acids)
Biological process (GO): glycosaminoglycan metabolic process; carbohydrate metabolic process; ganglioside catabolic process
Cellular component (GO): membrane
Molecular function (GO): beta-N-acetylhexosaminidase activity
Source: RefSeq, a predicted model, not a curated record